GUAUUGAAUAAUAUUCAGCUAAAGGCAUUAAACAGACAAAGGAUUUUAAACAAUUUUGAAAUUUAAAUAAAAAAAUAUCAGAAGAGCCACCCAACAACAGUGUGCCACAAAUAUCAAAGAGACGCCUUUCUGUAAGAGUGCACUGUCGUUUAAAAUAGUUUAGCAUUUACAUCAUUUCAUCAUCGCUGCUGUACUUAAAUAAGCACGUUAAACACUGGGAGCAGCUCAUGCUUUAUCUCACAGGUAAUAAAGUUGCACUCUGUAGCCACCUGAGUUGCAGUUAUAUUUUGUAAAUUUAAUCACUGGUGUUAAUGUUUAUAUAACUAGGUCUUCACACUCAUAGGUUUAGUGCUUAAAUAUUCUUACCAUCACUUUUGCUAUUUUUCAGCACCUUCUCAAAUAAUCUUGCAUUCGAAGAUGUAUGAAGAACUCCACCUCACCCUAUGCGCAUGUGAUCCAGACCAUACUGUAUUCAUUUGGCUUGAAACUUGUAGUAUUUUAUGUUGUAUUAUUCUAUUCCCAGGCCAUCGGAAGGUUCAUUCCACCUCCCUCUAUGAAGGCAUCCCGAAUGACAUUGUAGAGCUCUUUGGACCGCAGACCCUCCUCAAGAGAGCUGCAGUGCACGGCCACAGCCCCACUGAGGAUGUCCACCGAAGAUCUCCACAAGGGAUCCCCACACUGUAAUCCCACUAAAAAUCUCUUUCUGUUCUCUUCGGGAUCGGGGGAAACAAGGCACUGCCACGGUGUCUCUCUCCCUCCUUGUUCUGCUCUGCCCUGAACUACAUCUCCAGCAGCACGGAUCGAGCGAGUAACAGUGAGGAGGGCGACAAUGGAGACCCUGCAGGAGACUCCUGCUCACCGAGGAGACCCCGGUGCCGCCAAGCAGGUGCUGGACACGAGCAUGAUGACGUACGCGGAUCUUCGUGGGGUGCUCCACGUGAAAGCGGAAAGCGCGAAAACGGUUAAAGUGAGUUUCACCGGCGAAGGCGGGCAGCUGGACAUUUUCAAGAGCGACAGCGGCGCGAUUCGAGACUCGGGAGGUCGGAGCUCGCGGGACCGAGCGCACCGGGACCCCUCGGACUCCCGUCAAAGCGCGUGCUCGUCCAAAGUUGUCGAGAACAAGAAUAAGCGGGAUUCCGGGAAGAGUCCGGAAACAACCCGUGAAAAGCGAGAAGAAGGAGCCCCGGAGACCGGCAACAGGCAGCUUGCGCCCACCCAGGGGGGCCCUCCGGGGCAGAAAGAGAGCAAAGCCACGCGCGGCUGUCGGAGAAGGGGGUCCGAACCAGAGAACGCGGUAAAGGUGGUCCGCUCCGGUCCCCCCGCACCAAGCGCCACGCAAGACGAGUCGCACUUCAUCACCACGCACGAGAUCCAGCUGUCCGAGCUGGACCACGACGUAGAGGGCGCCCCUGCAGCGGGAUCUCAACCGGACGCUGAGGAUGUCACCGCGCGGUACUUGUGUGCGGACGGUGGGGGAGCCACAGUCUGCGCGGAGCGUGGACGCGCCACUGGGGGUCCGUCGGGGAGUCGGCGGCGCGGCAGCAGGGGCUCCACCGCGGAGCAGAUCCACCUGUCAAUCACAGCCACCUCUGCGGCUAUAAAUGAGCCUGGCCACGCGCGGGAAGAGGAAAGCGGUGACGGUGGUGGCCGUGCCACGCGUGGGGGAGACAUGAGUCGCCACGUGGUGACAGGAGCUGGGCGCGGCCCCCUGCGCGUGCACCUCAGCGCCAGAGCCAAGGGGAGAGACGCGAGCGAGCGCUCGAGCGGCGCGUCCAGCGCCCUCAGCGACCUGGACGAGGCCGACAGGGAGGUGCGAAGCCUCACUGCCCGAGCCUUCAGGAGCCUGGCAUGCCCGUACCUCCACGCCUCCGCCCUCGUGGACCUCAGGUGUGACGUGGCGUCCGGCAAAAGCGCCACGUCGCCUGUGCAAACAGCCCCGAAGGCGGACGGUAAAGCGAUCGAGGCUCUAAGUUUAGCCAACAUAAAAGCGCCCCCCACCGAGGUGAUGCUCCUGAAUGGCUACCUGUCAGAGGUCGCAGGUGCGCCGUUCUCCCUUGUCAAGGCUGCAGCGCCGAUGCAGGGGCCGCCUGGCCAGGCCCGCCCCGGGCUCGUGACCCUCACGGAAACGUUACAUUUUCACUGCAAUGUGCACGCGGGAGUCCCCGGGGGCGAUCGGCGCGCCAAGUCCGCCAGAAAUGCGGGCGGAUCACGUUCCGCGCAGCGAGUGAAGCGCCGCGCGCCAGGCGUGCCGGAGGACGAGGACAGCGCGCCGCCCCGGAGCGCAGGGGCGACCAUGGACAGCGCGCACACGAGAGCCAUGUUCGCGUCGAGCCUCCUGAAAAAUGUCAUCUCCAAGAAAAUGCAGUUCGAGCAGGAGCGCAGGAUGGAGCGCGGCGAGAUAGAGGAGCCCGCGCCGGUCGCGCGCACCGGCUCCCCCGGCAGAGAGCAGGAGGAGGCGCACAGGGAGAGGAGCGCGCGGCGAGAGAGGGGCGCGCCGAGCCUGAGGCGCGCGUCGAGCCUCUCCGAGGGCGGUUCGGACCUCACGCCUGAGCGCGUGGAGGAGCCGGCGGACCUCGCGGACGCCGGACGUGCGGGGGACGCUUUAACUGUUGCAUCAGGAACUAAUUUAGAGCCGAGAAACGACGCGGGACUCGAUACUAAAAAAGGAGCUUUCGAAGCCUCCCGAAGCACGUUGCUUCACAGCCAAAAUAGCGCGUUCAGGUCCUGGAGGGACAGCGGGGUAGAGUUUCAGAAGGAGAGCAAAAGCGAUCGAACGGCACCGGGGAGCGCGCCUUCGUCCGCGAGCGCACCGGGGGGACCGCACGUGCAGCCCGACGGGGGCGGCGGCAAGCCCAUGAAGAUGUCCCACUUAUUCGUGCCGAGCAUCCAAGUGACGUCUGGGGACGGGGGAGUCGGUGGGUGUUCCAGUGGGGACCGAGGCGACGGAGGGCGCCUACAGGUGUGUGCGGACAGCACCCUGUACCUGACCUCCAGGUCCCCGGAAAUCAAAAUCAGCCUGAGGAGUGUGAGGGGUGACAGGUACAACCCGUUCGACAUCGCCAAGCUGCUUACUCCUAACAUCGGAGCCGGUGGAGCGGGAGCCCUGGCGAAGACGGCCGAAAACCUGAAAGGUCAGACCCCUGGCACAGCCUCAAAGGGUGACGUGGGGGACCGAGUGCCCCACUUCACCGUCAGGGACAUCCGGGAGAGUAAGAACAAGCUGCAGACUCCCAUCCACCAGGUGAGAGAUGUGCGGAAGCUGGUGAAAAGCUCCUAUCAUUUUGUCUCCCUGGACAACAACGAGGAGCACAGCAGGGUUCCCAAACAGGGCCCGCAGCAAUCCCCGUUGGCAGUCUCACCCAUUGUGAUUAAAUGUCAGUCUGUGAAUACAAAUAGCAGCGCAAAACAGUCUGGAAAUUUAAUAGAGGCUUCCAAACGCAGAGCAGGAGAUAAUAUGUCUGAAGCACAAAGGUCGUCUCCUCAGGUGCCAGUAGAGGGUGCCAAGAAUGGCGAAAGGGCCACAGGCAGGGCCUUCUUGGUUCCCGUGAAGCAGCUCAAUGGCGAUUCCUCAGAUGUGCCUGCGGGUGUGAAGAUCGAAAUGAGAGCGAUCACACAGAAGCAGGACCUCGGCGACACGGGCGACAGGAAGCCCGAGGCGAGCGUGGCGAACCAGGCGGCGCUGGAGAAGCUGCGUGCCGCUGUCAAGACCAUGGAGCAACUGUACGUUUUCGACAGGAACGAAUGGAAGCGCAAAACGGAGCCGCGGCCCAUCACGGACAGCCACGUGCUUUCGCUCAUCACCAGCGAGGAGCACGGCGGGGCGACGAGGGCUGAGCCGGAGGAGGAGGAGGCCAGCAACACGGAGCGCUUCCUAAGGAGCGACUCCGGCUCCGACGUGGAGAGGUCUCCGCCCAUCACCCCGGCCACAGCGCAGCCCAAGGUGGACAGAGAUGUCCAGAAAGCACCGCAGGCUCCAUUGGGAUGCGAGGAAAGAGAUGUGCUCAGGUCCCAGUCCCUGCAGAACAAAAACGUUUCCACCCAGAGCCAGAAGACACCCACUGUUGGGGGUUGCAGCAAAACGCCCCAGGUGUACGCUUCCACACAGACACCCUUCGGCACAAAAACCAUCCCUCCCAAGGCUAUUAGAGGCCCCCUAUCUUUAAAAAUAUCUCCUGCGAGGCACACGGCCGAGCGGCGGGAGAAACCAAACGGGCGCGAGGCUGAAAAGUCUGCCGUAGCUCCACUCGCACCGUCGGCCGUGCCAGAUGUGGAGAACUACUUGACCAUACCUGUGAAAGGCCACGCGAGUGACACCAAAGUUACUGCCGCCCCCGAGCCCCCCAGGGGACAGACUGCCACGUACACAUUCACCAACGGCAGUUUCCAGCCUCAGACCACCAGUCCCAGGAGCCAAGCCGAGAGACGAAGCGAAUCCAGAAGACGGAAGGGGAGCGGGCAGUCCCCAGAGAGCUCCACGGUUGCCAUGGGAAUUGGAUCCCUGGACAUCCCGCCCGCCACCAUUUACCACCACGCUUUGCCUGCCGCGAUGCAGGUGGGCCACCCUCAGGUCGUCUGCCUACCCCCCUCCGUAGCUCCUCCUCCUGCUGUAGACCCCUUCCAGCAGAUGCAGCGCAAGAUGCUGCUGGACCCCACAACGGGACACUACUACUUGGUGGACACACCUGUCCAACCAGCCACCAGGAGGCUGUUUGACCCAGAGACAGGGCAGUAUGUGGACGUUCCCAUGUCACAGCCUCCUGUGACCCCCCUGCCCAUGCCCAUGCCCCUCCCACCACUGGCACUAAACUCUGCUGCGUAUGGCGCAACCUACAUGAUCUACCCGGGCUUCCUGCCGGCCCCGGCGGUGGUGCCCGCGCGGACCUUGCACUCGCAGCCGGCUGAGGGUGGGGACGGGGCCGAGCACACGGGCCCCCAGAGCAGCACCUCCUACAUGGAGGGGUCCUACUAUAUCCCCACAGGGAAGAGCCAUCAGUCCCAGCAUGUCACCACCAGGGGGGCCAAGCCCAUAAUUAGCAUCACGUCACAGCAAGGCCCGAGGAUCAUCGCCCCGCCAUCGUUCGAUGGGACCACCAUGAGCUUUGUUGUGGAGCACAGAUAAAAGUGUGUUGGAGAUGACAGAGACAACUCGUGAAGAGACUUCCUGUGACACAUCAGGAUAGGUACUGUUAAGCUCCAGAUCACCGGUGUAGUCAUCUCCAUGGUCAGGAAGAGUGACUACUCCACAGCUCCAAUAAUACCUUGCUGCCCUGGUCCCCAAGUGCCCUCCUUGUUCUUCAUCUCUGCUGAGUGUUUCUCUAAAGUCCGUAUCCCAUUAACUGCUUUUCUGUGAUUUGCAAAGUUCUGGAUUAAGACUAACAAAGAGCUUUUUUGCGCUCCAGAGGAGACCAGAUUCUGCAACAUCAUGUGACAAAAUGCAUCAGCAAUCAACAGUGGGAUCUUCAGCUCCUCAGUCAAUUUGGGGUUACGGUCCAGGGGAGGUCUUGCUGCCAUAGCUUCUCCUGUUCUGCUGGGGGCUCUUGAUUACCAUCUAUUAGCUGAGCUCAGUGAUGCAGGUUGCUUUUGCUUUACUAAAGACAAAUUUUGGAAGAUACACAAGUGAUCUAUAAUUAAAAACAAACUGGAAAGAGCUUCUAUCUACAAAAAUUCAGAACCCAAAUGUUCAUAUGAAGAGCCAGGGUACUUGAAGUUCAUGGAAUGUAUUAUUUCGGAAAGAAAGACAGCACAUCUACAGUCAGUAUUAAAACUGUAAAUGAAAAAUAAAACUGCAAAAAAAAAAACAUUUGAGGUUCAUUUGGGUACUCAGUCCACAGAGCUAGUGUAAAUCUUAAACCGUACGCAUGUUGUUACCGAGAAUACUUGUUUACAGCUGCAGCGGUAUCUAUAAUUAACUUUUUUUUGCAUAGACUGUUUUUAUUGCAUUACACAGAACAUUAAUUGUAGGCUUUUGAUGCUGCUGGACAGCUCUUAUGCAAGAAUUAAUUUUGUUUAAAAUCGAGUAUUACCAUGUCGGUGUAGAAUAUUUCAAUUUAAAAAGGUGCUUUGUGAACAUAUUCUAAUGUAUAGCAUGUGUGUUUGCAAAAUAACUUCUCAGGCUUAACUGUUACAUUUGAGGAACCUAAAAGGAAAACCUACGGUAAAGUUACAAAUCACUGGGCUAAAGUCUGUUUAUUUUUAACUCAGGAUUGUGCGUGUGUUUGUUUGCCAGGAAAAUCUUGGUUUUUCAUU
Molecule: messenger RNA, 6246 nt
Organism: Scleropages formosus (Asian bonytongue)
Lineage: Eukaryota; Metazoa; Chordata; Actinopteri; Osteoglossiformes; Osteoglossidae
Exons: 2
Coding region: 830-5119 (1429 amino acids)
Source: RefSeq, a predicted model, not a curated record